Messenger RNA from Pseudozyma flocculosa PF-1, 1023 nucleotides. RefSeq lists its product as uncharacterized. The transcript is spliced from 2 exons. The record is from RefSeq and is a predicted model, not a curated record. NCBI's taxonomy places the organism in Eukaryota, Fungi, Basidiomycota, Ustilaginomycetes, Ustilaginales, Ustilaginaceae. The coding region runs from base 1 to 1023 and encodes 340 amino acids.
AUGGUCCUCCUCGAACUCGUCUUCUGUGGCCUCAGCAUCUCGACUGAGCAGCUAGGUCACAUCCGGCACCCAAUGUCCGAUGUCAGAUUGACAGACACGAGCCUCGUCCUCUCGCGCGAUCUCGAGGAGUACGACAAGUGGCUCUUUGUCGGAGACGUGGAUUCAGCUGAGCUCCGCGUGCCGCCUGAGUUCAAAGAAUCGCUCUUCGAGGCGCUUCCGGAGUUCAUGGACAGCGACGAGCCCUUGACGUACAGCCAACGGGACACCGGCCUCGUGGAGAGCCACGACGAGCGCCUCAACUGGAGCCCAGCAAUCGUGCUCUGCCAGCUCGUCGAUGCGCUCCGGGAGAUUGGCUGUGAUCGAGUCCGGUUCACGACCUCGGAUCUCUUCCCGCACCACUUCAUCGAUCGGCCGCACGUCUCAGCCUUCGAUACAGCCCUGGCGCGGACGACUCCAAGUCUAGGCAGCCUCGGCCGCGGCGGCUUCGGAUGGUUGCAAAUCCCGCUGCCCGGUCGCGAAGACGGCAUCAGGGAGCUUCGUGUCUCGCACCGCCUCGUCACCGCACUGACAAAGACGGGAUACUACAUCGAUCCUCGGCGCUUUCCCUUCGACAUCGACGACAAGGGCAUCUUCAACGAGGCCAUCGGAAAGGCCAACUCCUGGAUGGCCAUGGCCGGCGAGAUCCCGCCUAGCAAGCUGUACGGAGCAGAGCUGCAGCUCUCGGUGCAAGCCCAAACGGUGCAACAGGCGCGUAGCGCAGUCAGGGCGUCGGGCUUGCUGAACUGGCAGGGCCUCCUCGAAGGCCGCCUCACCGGCUGUCCCCUCGACAUCCGCACGCUGGAUCGAAGCAAAUACCUGCAAUACGUCGAUCACACCAUCGCCUCAGCCCGUAACGACGUCGAGGCUCUGAAUCGCAACUUUGAUCCAGAGCAGGCCGAUCGCCUCGUCGAGCGACUCUGGCACGACCUCGGAUACGACGACCCCCACUCUCACCCUCCCGACAGCAGCGAGUACGCCGAUUGA